CACUUAGGUUAUAAACACACAUGCAAUGGACCCUGAAGAAGUGGAAUUUUUAGGAGAGAAACACCUAGUGUCAAUUGUUCCAUCUUUUACCAGUGAAUCCGUCCAUUUAAUACAAGGUGACUAUGGGCCAUUUCGGGCGGGUCUUCCCAUUAGAGUCCCAUUGUGGGUCGCCGUCAACUUAAAACAACAAAAAAGGUGUAGAAUUCAACCACCCGAAUGGAUGGACGUUGACACUCUCGAAUUGAUUAAAACAGACGAAAAAUUGUCUAGAGUUUUCACCAAAAUGCCAAGUGAGUUCUAUAUGGUGGAAGUGAAACAAUUACUAGGUUGCGCUUCUGAUGAUAUUCCACGUGCCGAUGAAAUUCGUACUAUUGUGAAAGACAUCUGGGACAUCCGAAUGUCAAAACUUAGAUCCUCCAUAGAUUUGUUGGUUAAAAACCACGAAAUGUACGCAGCUGUUGAUAACCUAACCAUGAUGGAAAUUAAUUCGAUGAGGCCUUUAUUGCCGCACGCUCUAGAUCACAUUUAUCGAAUGAAAACGUUCCAACCAAACGUGGGCUCGCAGUCACAAACUAUGUCGUUCAGUACACACUCAAGGGUCUCAACGUCGUUUCAGUCUUGAUGUAUAUUUGUUUAUAUUAAACGAUUAUUUUUAAA
Messenger RNA from Zophobas morio, 657 nucleotides. RefSeq names its product DNA replication complex GINS protein PSF2-like. Gene Ontology annotation, biological process: double-strand break repair via break-induced replication; DNA replication. Gene Ontology annotation, cellular component: GINS complex; nucleus. Lineage: Eukaryota; Metazoa; Arthropoda; Insecta; Coleoptera; Tenebrionidae. The transcript is spliced from 3 exons. Bases 26 to 622 code for a protein of 198 amino acids. The record is from RefSeq and is a predicted model, not a curated record.